Messenger RNA from Scleropages formosus (Asian bonytongue), 2043 nucleotides. RefSeq names its product NCK adaptor protein 1b (gene nck1b). The record is from RefSeq and is a predicted model, not a curated record. Gene Ontology annotation, molecular function: receptor tyrosine kinase binding; signaling adaptor activity; ephrin receptor binding. The coding region runs from base 429 to 1583 and encodes 384 amino acids. Gene Ontology annotation, cellular component: cytoplasm. Gene Ontology annotation, biological process: negative regulation of PERK-mediated unfolded protein response; cell migration; ephrin receptor signaling pathway. The transcript is spliced from 5 exons. Lineage: Eukaryota; Metazoa; Chordata; Actinopteri; Osteoglossiformes; Osteoglossidae.
UAUUAGAGACCCUAGAGGAUAUCUGGAGUUGUAGUUCCUCAACACUCUUGAGAUUUAUAUACUUUACUAACAGGAGAACAACCCACUGUAAGACAAUGUACAAAUGGGAUUUAAAAGAAAAAAAUCUACUUGUGGGAAAUAUAUAUAAUAUAAAAAUAUGUCCUUCUAAAAUAUCCAUCAGAAGAACCACAAAGGAGGACCCAAAGAAAUUGACUACUUUUUACAGCUUGUAUGUGGACAGUGCUGGUGCCAGUUGUUACCUCCUGACUGAUCACUAUAUAGCUGUCUCCCUGAAGUCUUUUGCACCAAGGCACAGUAUUUUACUCAUCUGUCCAGUGAAGGCCAAAAAACCAGGACUUCUUAAACACAAGAUCAGCACUGAACUUCACAACUUCAAAGUGGAACAGCUUUGAUGUGGCAAGUUUUCCAUGCGGCCAAACAUGGCGGAAGAGGUGAUUGUUGUUGCCAAGUUUGACUACACAGCCCAACAGGACCAGGAGCUGGACAUUAAGAAGAACGAGCGUCUGUGGCUACUAGAUGACUCAAAGUCAUGGUGGCGCGUACGCAAUGCUGCCAACCAGAUGGGCUUCGUGCCCUCCAAUUAUGUGGAGAGGAAGAACAGUGCUAGGAAAGCAUCCAUUGUCAAGAAUCUCAAGGACACAUUGGGAAUUGGGAAGGUGAAGCGGAAGACAAGCAGCAGCACGGCCACAGGCGCAGAUGCCGACUUCUACACGGACAAUGGUGAGCGAGCCUAUCAGCUCAGCCUGCCAGCUUUGGUCAAAUUCAGCUACACAGCGGAACGCGAGGAUGAACUGUCGCUGGUGAAAGGCACGCAGGUCAUUGUCAUGGAGAAGUGCAGUGACGGAUGGUGGCGGGGCAGCUAUGGCGGCCGCUCCGGCUGGUUUCCCUCCAACUACGUAACUGAGGACCCUGAUGCCACAGCAGCCAGCGAGCCUGCUGGCUCACUUACAGAGAAGCUGGCAGCUGCAAUGCGCAGCGCAGACCGCAUGUUGGAUGUGGUGCAGGCACUCUACCCCUUCAGCUCGGGCAACGAGGAGGAACUGAGCUUCGAGAAGGGAGAGGUCAUGGACGUGGUGGAGAAGCCGGAAAAUGACCCAGAAUGGUGGAGGUGCCGUAAGGCCGAUGGCCAACUGGGCCUCGUGCCUAAGAACUACGUGGCGGUGCUACAAGGGGACUUGCGCAGUUGCCAGGGCAAUGUAGGCCCACCCCCACCUGACUGCGACUACAUUGAACCCGCUGUAAAUGGGAAGUUUGCUGGGCGGCAGUGGUACUACGGCAAAGUGACCCGGCACCAAGCCGAAGUGGCCUUGAAUCAGAGGGGCGAAGACGGCGACUUCCUCAUCAGGGACAGCGAGUCUUCGCCCAACGACUUCUCCAUUUCCUUGAAGGCACAGAGCAAGAACAAGCACUUCAAGGUGCAACUGAAGGAGGGUCUCUACUGCAUUGGCCAGCGCAAGUUCAACUCCAUGGAGGAGCUGGUGGAACACUACAAAAAGGCACCCAUCUUCACAAGUGAGCAGGGAGAAAAACUGUACCUGGUCAAGGCCCUGUGCUCUUUGUGACCAUGUCAUAACUACAGUUGUGAGCUGCGGAAGGUAUUGUUUCCAAAGUGGGACUGAACACGACAGUGGACUUGAUGGAAGGGAAAGAACCCAAAAAGACUUUCCAGUUCAUGUUUAGAUAUUUCAAUUUAUAUUUACUUCUAUGUAUUAUUAGCUCUGCUUAGUUUUGUUAAUAUAUAUUCUUUUUAAACCUUUUUUUUAAUGUGACUUUUUUUUUUUUUUUUUUUUUUUUUUUUUUUAAAUGUCCUGCAACAUCGAAAAGUGACUUGAAGUCUUUUCAUAAGCUGUGCCAAGUGUCUGUGAGAGUAGAUGAGGGGAAGGAGACUGAAGUUUCACCAGACCCAUUUACCCUUAUGCUACAGUGUUACCACAACAUAACCGACCACACAUGCAACUAUUUCUGCAGGACAUGUUGUUCUCAGAAUUGUGAAAAAUGAAAUAAAAUAUGAAUACAAAUAAA